UAGCGUUUGUUGAGUAGCGGCGGCGACCUCCGUACUCAAGCGGCGUGAGCGGGGUGCGGGUGGGCGGCGGGGCCAUGAACCUGGGAGAUGGUUUGAAGCUUGAAACUGAAUUAUUGGAUGGAAGAACCAAGCUGAUACUGUCUCCAUAUGAGCAUAAAUCAAAAGUUUCUGUGAAGAUGGGAAAUAAGAUCAAGAUUGCAAAAUGUCCUGUAAGAAUAAAACAGACUGGACACGUUCUAAAAUCAACACAGAAUUCUUACAUUAGGAAUGAAAACGGUUUUCAAAAGAAGAUAAUUAGUUCAGAAACUUCACAAGCAAAACCUGAGAAAAGUAGAUUAACACUUUCACCUUCUAAGGAUUUAUGUCAGCAAUAUGCAGAAAAAGACUGUCUUCAUUCCCAAAAACAGUCUUUACUUGCAACCUCUAAUAUACAGAAGGCUAUAAACACCACAGAUAAAUGCGUAGUGGAUAAACAGAAGUCUUGUAAAACACACACCACCGAAAAUAUGAACAGCAGCAUGGUGUGUCUAACACAGGACCAACUACGGCAGAUUUUGAUGAGUAUAAACCAAGGAAAUGGAUCUGUACCCCUGACUGAAACUGGUCAAGAUAGUUUACAUUUGAUCAAUAUUCCUGGCCAGCCCAACGAUGUGAAAGUGCAGAAAAUGGAGGCUGUUCCACUUGUCUCAAAUGGAAAUAAAUAUGUCUUCACUGGAACGCAAGAGGCUUUUCAACAGUGUGAACAGAGAAUUGCCAUAGAGAACGAGUGGAAACCAGCUGAUAUAUUCAGUACUCUGGGGGAACGGGAGCGUGAUAAAAGUUUGUUGGAAGCAAGAAGAGCCCAGUGGAAAAAAGAGCUAGAUGAACAGGUUGCUUUAAAGAAGAAAGAAAAAGAAGCCUCUCAAAAUUGGAAUAAUCCUUGGAGAAAAUCUGAAAUAGUACGUGAGAAACUUCAAAUCCUUAACCAAUCUAAGGAAGCUGGACUGCCAGAGUCUCCAUGCAGCAAUGUCAAAGAGGAGCAGCAGAGAAAUUGGACUGAAGACUUGAGUAAACAAGCAGAUGACCAGCAAAGGAAAAUAGAGGGAAAAAUGAUAUAUGCAAAGGGUGAGGAACAUGACAGAUGGGCAGUGCAUUUUGAUUCGUUAAAGAGUCUUCCUGGGUCUCAGUCUCAGCUGUCCUGUCAGUUAACACAUCAACACCCGGAGUCGUUUUGUAUUUCUCCUGACACUCAGGAGCUGGCUGAUGUCAACAGCAUUUACACCCCUCCGCCUGCCAUCCAGGUGGGACCUUCAGAGGAGGAACAGAGAGCCAAGCCUGCUGCAGAUAUGGUUGUAUCACACAGUCAGAAAACAAACUUUCUCCGUUCUAUGACUGCACUCUUGGACCCAGCACAGAUUGAGGAGCGGGAAAGACGCCGGCACAAACAGUUAGAACAUCAGAAAGCAAUCAUGGCUCAGGUGGAAGAGAACCGCAGGAAGAAACGGCUAGAAGAAGAACAGAGAAAGAAGGAGGAGCAGGAAGAGGAGCAGCGCUUGGCCCGGGAACGGGAAGAAAUGCAGAGGCAGUAUGAAGAGGACAUUCUUAAGCAGAAGCACAAGGAAGAAAUGAUGACUCUAAAGACGAAUGAGCUGUUCCACACAAUGCAGCGAGCUCAGGAAUUGGCACAGAGACAGAAACAGGAACAGAGGAUCCGAGAACUGACUCAGAAAGGCCAUGACGCCUCCAGGCUGAUCAAAAAUCUUGGCUCACAAAUGGAUUAUAAGGCAUCCACUAACGAUUCCAGUCCAAGAAGUGAUGCUGAGGAGGCUGCCGAUGAAACAUGCCCAGCUGCCAUGCCCACAGCCUCUCCCAAGAAGGACACUGGAGUGCAGACAGAUGAUUUAAAUUUAGGAAUUUUCAACGAUGCACUACCACACUGUGGAUCACUAACAGAAAGGGACAUUAGAAACUCUUCUCCAGAGAUUCCUGCAGAAUUUAAUGGACAGAUUAGCACUGAAAAAGACAAACAAGAACUAAGUAUGAAUAAAGACACUAAUUUAGACAAAGAAAACAGCUGGUAUAAUGGCCAGUGUAAUCAGUAUAGAAGAACAGAGAAACAAAAACUUGUGAAGAAAUGUCCUAAAAAGCCUGCUUGGAAUAUAAAUAAGCCUCUCAAAAGGUAUGUUCCUGCAUCAGCAAAGUACCCUGUCCAUCUCCAGAGGGAGAAAGAAGAAAAAAAGGUAAGACGGCAGAUGGAACUGCUUCAUCUAUUAGAGAAAAACAACUCUGAGAACCUCUCCCAAAAUAGAGGCACUUCACCAGAAACUGCUUCAUCUCUUCGAGAAACUGAGUCAGAGACCAGAUUGCAUCUAAUCAAAAAGGUAGAAGAACCUCUGAAAACUCCUUCGGUUAUUAAAGAAUGGUUUCAGUCAUCACCAGCAGUAAAGAGUAGAACACAACAAACUCAGACUAAUUCAUUACAUUUACCACUAAAAAAUAGUGACUGUGGAAAAGAAAAUCUGGCUUUAGGAGAUGGUCAAACCAAAUUAUCAGAUGAGAUGUCUGAGAUACCUCAUUUUAUUCCCUACGUUCGAACAAAUGAGAUCUAUUAUCUUGAUCCAGAUGCACCCUUGUCUAGGCCUUCAAACCAGGACUACCAAUACCAAAAAUGUCAUGAUUGUGACCAACAACAAGAGCUAUUUGACUCUGACCAUACCAGGGAUCCUCUUCUUAAUCCUAAAUUGGUGAAAAACAGGGAUCGCCAACAAGCUAUCCUUAAGGGGCUUUCAGAACUAAGACAGGGUCUUCUCCAGAAACAAAAGGAGUUGGAAACGAAUCUCAUACCCUUAACUGCAAACCAAGAAGAUAAUUUUAGUUCUUCGUUUUAACUAUGCUAACCACUCAACUGCAUUUUCAAGCACCCAAU
Messenger RNA from Phodopus roborovskii (desert hamster), 2905 nucleotides. It is a transcript of the gene Ccdc66, whose product is annotated as coiled-coil domain containing 66. NCBI's taxonomy places the organism in Eukaryota, Metazoa, Chordata, Mammalia, Rodentia, Cricetidae. Gene Ontology annotation, molecular function: microtubule binding. Bases 75 to 2867 code for a protein of 930 amino acids. Gene Ontology annotation, cellular component: cilium; photoreceptor inner segment; microtubule. Gene Ontology annotation, biological process: cilium assembly. The transcript is spliced from 18 exons. The record is from RefSeq and is a predicted model, not a curated record.